Carica papaya (papaya) is the source of this 951-nucleotide messenger RNA. RefSeq names its product vacuolar acid trehalase. NCBI's taxonomy places the organism in Eukaryota, Viridiplantae, Streptophyta, Magnoliopsida, Brassicales, Caricaceae. The record is from RefSeq and is a predicted model, not a curated record.
CAGAAAUUAGAGAGUUGAGAAAGAGAACUUACGGCCUCUCAGUGAGAAUGAGAUCCAAGCAGUGGGUCGUAAUGCUUUCUGGGACUUCCGGCGAAAGACUAGUUUUUGCAGAUAAUUCCUUCGUACCCAAGAACGGAGGAAGAUGAACCAGUGAACGAUAAGAAAGAGUAUACAGCAAUCUCAUGGCUUCUUCUCUUGGCUUCACUGCCAUUCAUUAUCUACAUUCUCAUGGACGUCUCUCUCCUCCAGCCCCAGCAAGCUAUUUCCCAGUUUCACAUAUUUCAAUGGUCAUACCCUCUUUGUCAAUUAAAAAUAAUUACCAACUCAUGAAGCUCAAGCGCCCUGUGAGAGCUUCACUUGAAGGACCAGAUGAGUUAAUUGAAGAUUCAAAAUUUGUUCCCCUUAAUGCUGAAGAUCCUAGAUACGGUCCACCUGCUUUACUAUUGUUGGGAUUUGAGUUGGAGGAAGCAGCGGAGAUACAGCAGCUUUUGAAAGAAUUGGAUGGGGAAUUCAUGGAGGUUAUUUAUUGUACUGAAGACAUGAUUCCUCGUUCCUUAUGGGAAGCAGUGAAUACAAGGCAACCUAAUUUGGGAUCACUGAAGAUUGCUAAGUCAGUACCCAGGAUCUGCUUCUUAUCUGGCCUUAGUGGAGAGGAAAUGAUGAUGUUCAUUGAUGCCUUCCCGGAAGCUGGGCUAAAACCAGCUGUAUUUGCUGCUCUUGUUCCCAACAGUGCUAAUAAACCAGUCCAGGAACUGAUAGAAGAGAUCAUGGGGGAUCAUGAAAUGCUGACUAGAAAGAAAUCUGGGUUGACUUAGAAAGAACGAAAUUCAAGGUGGAACGUUGUCUCCUUCCAUGGCCAAGUAGUUUUCGAACUUUUAGACAGUGAAAUGCAAACAGGUGAACGCUGAACAUAGCAUUUCCUUCUAUUCUUUUUUUAAAAAAAUAAAUAAA